AUGCCUCCGCAAAUCAAGCAGGACCUGAACCGGUCGGGCUGGGAGACGACAGACUUUCCGUCAGUGUGCGAGCGAUGUCUGCCGGACAACCCGUAUGUUCAGAUGCUCAAGGAAGACUAUGGAGCUGAAUGCAAGAUAUGCACCCGUCCCUUUACGAUCUUCCGAUGGAAAGCAGAUCGUACUGCCCGCCAGAAACGUACCAACAUCUGUCUGACAUGCGCGCGUCUAAAAAACUGCUGCCAGUGCUGCAUGCUGGAUCUGUCGUUUGGAUUGCCCAUCGUGGUUCGUGAUGCGGCCCUGAAGAUGGUGGCGCCGGGUCCCCAGAGCGACAUCAACAGGCAGUACUAUGCGCAAGAGCACGAAAGAGAGAUAGAGGAGGGCCGGGGAGCAGUUGAGGCUUAUGACAAGACCGAUGAAAAGGCACGCGAUCUCUUAAAGCGGUUGGCGCAAAGUGAGCCAUAUUACAAGAAACAACGAAGGCUCGAGGCGGAGGGCGAAGGAGCACAGAAAGCGCUUCCAGCGCCUGCAGGAGAGUCCGACUCUGCAGGCGGGCACGUACCUGGACCUAUAAGGACGAGGGAUACGAGGGGUCCGUUAAGCGGCCGCGGUGGGAUGCGACCUGGGCGUGGCGGAUGGAUGGGGGGAGGGCCAGCAGCACCAAGCCCUGAGGACUGGUUACCUCCGAAGGACCCCAAUGUUGCGUCGCUAUUUGUUACUGGAGUCGAAGAUGACCUGCCUGAGCACGAGAUUCGCACACAUUUCGCCCAGUACGGACAGCUUCGAUCGGUUGUAUGUUCACAUCGCGCGCAUUGUGCAUACGUCAAUUACGUAAAGAGGAAGGAUGCAGAGACCGCGGCAGAGACGCUCAAAGGCAAGGUAGUCAUCAAAGGCUGCCCGAUGAAGGUAUCCUGGGGCAAGCCGAAGCAGCUGGACAGCCUCGAUCAGAACGUCCGGAUGAUGUACGCGAAAGAAGGCAGGCAAGCAAGCGGGAAUGCUAGACGCGCGCAAGCUGCCGUUGAAGCGGCUCCAGAGGCCAGCUUUGACAGUUUGGCGGCCAUUGCUCCACCCCCGGGAGCAGACGAUGAAGUCAAUUACGCCAGCUUGGCUGGUAACUAA
Molecule: messenger RNA, 1116 nt
Organism: Didymosphaeria variabile
Lineage: Eukaryota; Fungi; Ascomycota; Dothideomycetes; Pleosporales; Didymosphaeriaceae
Gene: SLT11
Product: Pre-mRNA-splicing factor slt11
Exons: 2
Coding region: 1-1116 (371 amino acids)
Cellular component (GO): U2-type catalytic step 1 spliceosome; U2-type catalytic step 2 spliceosome; Prp19 complex
Molecular function (GO): U6 snRNA binding; pre-mRNA binding
Source: RefSeq, a predicted model, not a curated record